CUCACUGUCUCUGUCUCAGGUUGAGUUCUGCACGAUGGUCGCAGAUACCACCUACUACGAUGCCUUGGGCGUCCCUCCCACGGCCUCCGAACUCGAGAUCAAGAAGGCCUACCGCAAACUGGCCAUCGUCACCCAUCCUGAUAAGAAUCCCGGGGACGAGACCGCGCAUGCCAGGUUUCAGGCUAUCGGAGAAGCCUACCAAGUCCUCAGCAACGAAGACCUACGAAAACGCUACGAUAAGUUCGGAAAGGAAGAUGCAGUCCCCGCCAGUGGUUUCGAGGACCCCUCCGAGUUCUUCGGUAUGAUCUUCGGCGGUAAUGCGUUUGUCGACCUGAUCGGUGAAAUCUCUCUGAUGAAAGACCUCACGGCGACCAUGGAUAUUACGAUGCAGGAGAUGGAGGAGGAGGAACUGGCUGCGUCUGCCGAGGAGAAGCUGAACAUCCACGACCAAGAGACCAAGGCUGCGGGCGAGACCGAAGGCACGCAGCCGGCUGCUGCUGCUGAUACUCCUACUGCUGAUACCACUGCAGCUCCCGCCCCGGCCGCUGCCCCCGCUCCCACUGCCGCUCCCGAAGAGUCAACUCCGGCAGAGAAACCCGCCGCCGCUUCCAGCUCCGGUAGAAGCGCCCCUCGCCGCCCCCUGGGCCAGCAGGCGAUCAUGGACAAGUCCGAGGAAGAGGCGCGCAUGGAGGCAGCUGGUCUGUCGGCCGAGGAGAAGGAACUCCGCAAGAAGGAGAAGAAGAAGGGUCUGUCCCGGGAGCAGCAGGAGCGUCUGGCGGCCUACGAACUCGAACGCAAGAAGGCCCGCGAGGAGCGCGUCGACACGCUGGCGACCAAGCUGGUGGACAAGAUCAGCGUAUGGACCGAGACCGACAAGGGCACCGACGUCACCCGCGCCUUCGAGGAGAAGAUCCGGCUGGAGGUGGAGAACCUCAAGAUGGAGUCGUUCGGCCUGGAGAUCCUGCACGCCAUCGGCCAGACGUACGUGCAGAAGGCCAGCUCGUUCCUGAAGUCGCAGAAGUUCCUGGGGAUCUCCGGCUUCUUCUCGCGGCUGAAGGACAAGGGCACGCUGGCCAAGGAGACGUGGACCACCAUUUCCACGGCCAUCGACGCUCAAAUGACCAUGGAGGAGAUGGCCAAGCUGGAGGAGCGCGGCGGCGAGGACUGGACGGACGAGAAGAAGGCGGAGUACGAGAAGAAGGUGACGGGCAAGAUCCUGGCGGCGGCGUGGCGCGGCAGCAAGUUCGAGAUCCAGAGCGUCCUGCGCGACGUGUGCGACCAGGUGCUGGGCGACAAGCGCAUCAAGCUGGACAAGCGGGUGGAGCGGGCGCACGCGUUGAUCAUUGCGGGCAACAUCUACCAGAAGGCGGAACGCGAUCCCGAGGAAGAAGGCGACUACAUGGCGUUCGAGCAGCUGAUGGCGGAGGCGAUGACGAAGAAGGGCAAGGACGAGAAGAAGAAGAAAAAGAAGCACGAGCACGAGGAAGAGGCGACGUCCGCAUAGACUACUAAUUAUUGUUAUCAUUCCCCUGUUGUUAAGACUGGAUACGUUGAUAUUGUUCCGAAACCGGCUGACAUAGAU
Molecule: messenger RNA, 1582 nt
Organism: Aspergillus steynii IBT 23096
Lineage: Eukaryota; Fungi; Ascomycota; Eurotiomycetes; Eurotiales; Aspergillaceae
Product: DnaJ domain protein
Exons: 5
Coding region: 35-1504 (489 amino acids)
Biological process (GO): protein import into peroxisome matrix
Cellular component (GO): cytosol
Source: RefSeq, a predicted model, not a curated record